AUGCCGUUGUUCGAGAUGUCACCCAACGUGCAGGAGCCUAGCCCGGCUCGUAAGCGCAGCCACGAGGAGUUUUCCGGUGAUGAGGGCGGAGAAGACGCACCCGUGGACGAAAAGACGCCCUCCAAGCGUGAUGUGCGGCCAAUGGGCGAUUCUCUUCUCCCGCCCGUCUCGAAGAACCUAGUUGCUUCCUCGCCUCAGGGCUCCCCCGCUCUCACGGAAGCUGGUAGCAGCACCGCGGCCUGCAACUCGCCCUCGCCCUCGACCCCUACCAAAGCCGGUGCUGCGCAGGCCGCCGCCGCGGCACAGUCGAACCCUGCAAAGCGCAAGAAGCUGACUCCUGCCGAAAAAGAGGCUCGCGAAAAGGAGGCCGCUGAGAAGAAGGAGCAAAAAGAGCGCGAGGCCACACAAAAGAAAAAGGAGCGUGAUGAAAAAGCCGCCCUGAAAGCCGCCGAGAAGGCCAAGCAAGAAGAGGAAAAGGCAGCUCGCCAAAAGGAGAAGGACGACAAGCGCAAGAAGAAGGAAGAAGAGGAAAAACUGAAGGCUGAGCAGCGCGAGGAAAAGAAAAAGCAAAAGGAGGACGAGGAGAAACGGCUCCAAGAAGAAAAGGAAAAGAAGGCUCGCGCUCAGCCCAAACUGAUGAGCUUCUUCCGCCAACCUUCGACACCCAAGAAAGUCGCUACUGCUAUGGCUUGCAACUCGAGCCCAGCAAAGGGCGCAACUGAUACACCAGACGGGAAGGCCACAGAAACGCCGUACGACAAGAUGUUUGGGACAUUUUUCCUCAAGGAACACACUCGAAUGGCUCCCGACAGCUGCAAUAUGGAUGAGGAAACUCGCGAGUUGAAGUCGAAAAUAUUGGACGAAUGCAUUGCAGGAAAGCGCAAGGUUGAUGUCGCAUUUGACCCCGUAUCUCUCUUUGCACUGCCCGCCGCUACCAAACCUCGUGGGAAGCAGCAUCAUCCCGUCCGGCAUAUUAUGGAAUCUGUGUAUAGAGAGAUGGAACGCUUAGGCACUACUGCAUCGCCGAAUAUUCUUGAAGCUGCCAGAAAGAAGCUAGUCGGUAUUCCUGUCAAAGUCAUUGCCUUUUCGCAAGAUGUCCGACCUCCGUAUUACGGUACUAUUACCUAUAGGCCGUUUGCUCUGGGCCAGGGCAAUAUGAGGAGGGUCGCGCGACAAUCUGCCAGCCGACGUCUGCAACUGGACUAUGAUUAUGAUUCAGAAGCCGAGUGGCAGGAAGAAGAAGGCGAAGACCUGGACGCCGAUGAGGACGACGAGGAAAUGGACGACGAAGAUGACAUGGAUGGUUUCCUGGACGAUUCUGAAGACGCAGGCCUCACGCGCCGUACAUUUGGAAACACCAUGGAGCCUGAAAGCACAGGCGUCUGUUUUGAAAACGAAAACAGAAAAGCAUCUGACCUGGCCGCUACAAAUAACAAAAUGGAAAUGAUUCUUGACAUUUUCUACAAAAAUGCAAGCAUCGACCCCUUUGCAACCUCGUAUUGGGAACCAGAACCCAAACCAACAGCAAAGGCAGCCCCGGCAACAGCCACAACCGAGAAGAUGCCGCCUCCGCCAGCACCUGCCAAUGCGUUUGCUGCUCUCAACAGCGGCAGUGCCGACAGUGCGCCUGUCAAGUUGGUCAAGACGGAGUUAAUGAACGAUGUCAAAAAGGCCAUUCUGCAAAAUAAAGCACUCUCCAAAGUUGGCAUCAUUGAUUUUAUUUUCCAGCAAUUUCGCGACAGAGUGUCUCGCACAGAGGUGAAGAACACUCUGGAGUUGAUUGCCGAGAAGAAAGGCACCGGCAAAAUGAAGGAGUGGGACUUGAAGCCUGGAUACGAGAUAUCUCUGCAAGAGUAA
Messenger RNA from Akanthomyces muscarius, 1857 nucleotides. RefSeq lists its product as uncharacterized. The record is from RefSeq and is a predicted model, not a curated record. Gene Ontology annotation, biological process: nucleosome assembly. Gene Ontology annotation, cellular component: CAF-1 complex; nucleus. The transcript is spliced from 3 exons. The coding region runs from base 1 to 1857 and encodes 618 amino acids. Lineage: Eukaryota; Fungi; Ascomycota; Sordariomycetes; Hypocreales; Cordycipitaceae.